Leptonychotes weddellii (Weddell seal) is the source of this 812-nucleotide messenger RNA. NCBI's taxonomy places the organism in Eukaryota, Metazoa, Chordata, Mammalia, Carnivora, Phocidae. The record is from RefSeq and is a predicted model, not a curated record.
ACGCAACCUCAUAAGGCAGCGCGCCCUUACCCGUGGGGAGAGUUUCCGCCAUUUUUGAAAAUCGGGAAGGUCCGGGGCAAAGUGUAGUUGGUGCUGCGAUGGCAGCCUUUGCUGUGGAACCGCAGGCGCCCACGUUGGGAUCUGAACCAAUGAUGCUAGGUUCACCAACAUCUCCAAAGCCAGGGGUUAAUGCCCAGUUCUUACCUGGAUUUUUAAUGGGGGAUUUGCCAGCUCCAGUAACUCCACAACCUCGAUCAAUCAGUGGCCCUUCAGUAGGAGUAAUGGAAAUGAGAUCACCUUUACUUGCAGGUGGGUCACCACCACAACCAGUUGUACCAGCUCAUAAAGAUAAAAGUGGAGCUCCACCAGUUAGAAGUAUCUAUGAUGAUAUUUCUAGCCCAGGACUUGGAUCAACACCUUUAACUUCAAGAAGACAGCCAAACAUUUCAGUAAUGCAGAGUCCUCUUGUUGGAGUUAUGACAACUACUCCUACUCCUGGAACAGCCCUUAAAGUCAGAGGAGGCCCUCCUCCACCUAAACCAGAGAUAGAGCCUCUUGAAUCUGAGAAGAACCCUCAGCUGACAGCCAGCUGGGAAAUGGAGAUAUCAGUCCUCCAGCCUUGCAAGAAACUCAGUUCUGGCAACAACCUCAAUGAACAAGGAAAUAGAUUAUCUUCUAGAGCCUCCAAAAAGAAGCACAUCCUUGUUGACUUCCUGAUUUUGGCCUCGUGGGACUCUAAGCAGAGACUCAUCCCAGCCUCCAGACUUCAGACCUAUGGGAACUGUAAGGGGGAUGUUCCUAGUAAUUUCUAA